UGCCGGUUCUCUGCCGCCUCUGCUCGCUCCGCAAGGCCGCUUGUGCCUUUGCCGUGCCUGGAUGUGGCCCGUGUCUGUUCCCGCCCGCGGUGGUCCCACACCUGCCCUCACUGUGUGCGUCCUGAGCUGCCUUCCUCAUCAGCGGUGCUCUCCUGCCUUUUGCAGUCCUAGUUACAGAAUCUAGGCCUUCAUUACCUUGUUUUCUUGUCGAAAUCAGCAUCUCCAGGCUUUGUUUCAGGUGUAGCUUCCCUCUUCCAGCCUAUGGUUUGCAUUACCGGCUCCCUGAUUUCAAAGCCCUCCAGAAAGCCCUGUGUGAAUACUCGGAGUGCCUGCUGCUCCUACCUGCCAGCAACAUUGCAAUGAGACGAGAUGUCCAGGAGGGCCAGGCUCGGUGUUUAUCUCGCCUGGGAAAGCACAAGGAGGCUCUGGAUAUUGCAGAAAAAAUGAGAAACAGCGCUACUAACACAGAUCACUUAACGACGGUUCUCAACCUGCAGUUUUCCAUUUACCAGGAUCUGGAAAAUGUGGAAAAAAAGAUGAUGUGUCUGCAGCAACUGAUCUGCUUACAUCCUUUCAAUCCCUGGUUCUGGAAAUUACUUGCUGAAGCUUAUAUGAGCCUUUUACAGAAAUUGUCUCCAUUGGUCAUUCCAGGAGCAAAUCUAAAUCACUCUGAAGAGGUUUGUGUAAGUAAUAGCAGUUUCAGAACAUUGACUGGCAGAGAGAUUAAUUUGCAGCCUCACAAAUGUGAUGGCCAGAAAGAAGGCCCUUGGUUCAGCCUUGCUGCAGAAACAAAGGAGGAGAAUGCAGUGACUUGUCCCAGCAGCCAAGUGGUGAAAGAAUUCCUCUGCACUUCAGGAGAGCUGGAGCGGACAGACAAAGAGAAAUGUGCAGACUCCAAGUCCUGGAAGCAGAACAUGUUAAAGAAGGUUGGGAUAAAAGCAUGUGCCUCAUUUAUUAGAGCAAGGCUUUUACUUCAGCUUACCCAGUCACAACAGUUGUCCUUUGUGCUAGAGAAUAACAGAAAAAGUCAAAAGGAAAUUGAUGACAAAGUGGCUCUACUUGGUUUCGAUGAAAACUCCUUGCUGCUGAUGACUAAAGCUAUGGGGCAGGAUCUUGUACCAGAAAAACUAAAAGAGGAGUUUCAGGGUGAGGUAAAAUGCAUAGGCCCUUCAGCGUUGUCAUCACUGGUGACUGCUUCAGUCAUGGAAUUUGAAAUUAAAUGGUUUGGUAAUCUCCAAGAUGAUUUAUGCCACUUUGACAGACAAUUUUAUUCCGAUAUUUAUCUCCCACCUUCAGUAACAUAGAUGUUUUGUUGUAUUUAUUCUUGUAUUUCUAAAUGAUUAUGGCAUGAUACAUGCAAUAAAGUUCAUAUUACAUUUUUUUAAAAAUUC
Messenger RNA from Cyanistes caeruleus (blue tit), 1391 nucleotides. Lineage: Eukaryota; Metazoa; Chordata; Aves; Passeriformes; Paridae. The record is from RefSeq and is a predicted model, not a curated record.